Messenger RNA from Arabidopsis arenosa, 432 nucleotides. The record is from the annotation of a GenBank genome assembly. NCBI's taxonomy places the organism in Eukaryota, Viridiplantae, Streptophyta, Magnoliopsida, Brassicales, Brassicaceae.
GAGAGAAGAAGAUCCCGGAAAAUGGCUACGGCGAUUGUACGGUCAGCUCUUUCCCGAGCAGCGAUCCGCGUUGCUCCAAGAACAUCCGUCGCUCCUAAGCGAAACUUUUCUUCUUCCGCCGGCCAUGACGACGCUUAUGAAGCUGCGAAAUGGGAGAAGAUAACUUAUUUGGGUAUUGCUAGUUGCACUGCUUUAGCCGUCUAUGUUUUAUCCAAGGGCCAUCAUCACGGCGAAGACCCUCCUGCCUAUCCCUAUAUGCACAUCCGCAACAAGGAGUUUCCUUGGGGUCCAGAUGGUCUGUUUGAGGUGAAGCACAACGAAGGGCACUGAGUCUUGCGUGUUCACAAUAACGUCUUCUUGGUUUAUUUGAAUGGCUAAAAUGCUUUAACGUAUCUCUUUUCUUUUGUUGGGAAAUAAGAAUUUAUACUUUUG